Pseudonaja textilis is the source of this 2826-nucleotide messenger RNA. RefSeq names its product hydroxyacid oxidase 1 (gene HAO1). NCBI's taxonomy places the organism in Eukaryota, Metazoa, Chordata, Lepidosauria, Squamata, Elapidae. The record is from RefSeq and is a predicted model, not a curated record. Gene Ontology annotation, molecular function: oxidoreductase activity; FMN binding.
UCCGGGCACUGACUGAGACCUUAAUCAUCAUGUACCAGAGUCUCAGGAUUAAUCCCGAAUUUCCUUUGGAACCAAAUAGGGUCCAUUCAGCCCUCACGGCUGACUGAUUUAAUAGGGACACCCAACCUGGUCUUGGUUAUACAUGCCAAGUCAGCCCUCUUAUACACAUGAAGUCAAGAACAAGAGAGGCUUAAUUAUUGGUCAACCUGGCAUUUAAUAGCAGUAGUUAGAAACCAAGGUCUGCUAACCAGGCCUAAGGAAAUAACCUUGGAAUCAACUGGAGACAUUGAAAUAUCUUCCCCAGGACCAGCCAGCUUUGCCCUAUCUCUUGUCUAAGGCCAAAUCUCCCUGACCUGUACCAUCCCAACCCAUUAAUAAAGGCCUCCAUCCAGGCCUAAAUUAGCAAUCUUUCUCCCUCUUUGGGUAGCCAGUUCCUGUGAAUUGCUUCUGAUCUAACAUGCAGUGAUCUGUCAGUCAGCUGCAUUCCCACCACACAUCCAUACCACACUCCCAAAUCCCCUCCCCCACUCUCAUGGGGGGGGGAGGUUAUGAGGGGCAAAAUAGGCACUCACCGCACUGGCUGGACCAACCCAGAAAGUUAUAGCCCCUCUUCCACAUAACAGCCAGAUGAAAUCUAGGUGAUCUCAUCAGCUGGCUCCGAAUACUGAUUGAAACUCCUUUCAGUUCUCAUUCCAAGUCCUUCAGUGCUGUUGCAGAAGAAUCCUUGGGCACACCCUGCUGAAAAGUGACACAAGUGGAUACUUUCGUCUGCAGCCACCGCCAUUUGUAAAAGACAAAAUGGCCUCUGUCCAGAAUGACAGGCUGUUUUGCAGAUGAGGAUAAAAGCCAAACUCCACCUCUACUACUUGGCCAAUUUUGCUUCUUGGGACUUACCCAUACCAACCAGAAGUCCCGAAUCUCUGAAUUCAAGCUUCUCUGGGUUGCCACCAUUGCUCUCCACUAGCUGAUUGAUAAUAUUUCCAACUCUAAUCUGUAGCACCUCUGGGUCAUCUGAUUGAGUGCAUUAGCUGUAAGGGGAAGUGGAUGGAUACGGAGAGAUAAACGCUUAUGUAAUUAUGUGUCUUUAUGUUUUUACAUUGGAAUACACUAUAGAAGACAUUUUAGUGGUAGUUCAGCUAUAGAACCAUUGUGUAUUAAUUUAUAUAUUAAAGAAUCUGGAAUAUAAUUUCCUUUGUUACUGUUUUUUCCUUUUUAAAAAAUGAAGUUCUAGAUAGAAUCAUAGACAAAUUACACGAGUAAAGAGAUGGCAUGAGAUUGGGGUGGGCUAUUGUGAUUUGUCUUUCUAAUUGUGGAAAGUGCCACUAUUGAAUAUUCACUAUAUACUGUUGAUAUAUUGCUUUGUUCCGUAUUUUCUUCUCUGAUACACAGUGGAGACAUCUUAAUUUAGUGAAUGUCAAAGUCCAAAAGAAUAGUUCCAGAAAUGUCCAUUUUAUUUGGGUUACUUAAAAAAAGGUUUUCUGAACUUUGCUUUAGUUUAAUGAUUAACAAGUUGAAAACUACCAGAACUAAAUUAUUUAAAGACAAAACAAAGUAAGCUACAUCAUGUCUGAGAGACCAAUUUGCAUUGCUGAUUUCGAAGAAUAUGCUAAGAAAUUUCUUCAAAAAUCUGUGUACGAUUACUAUAAGUCUGGGGCUGAUGAUCAACAAACAUUAGCUGAAAAUGUAGCUGCAUUUUCGAGAUUAAGACUAUACCCUCGGAUGUUGAAAAAUGUGUCAACCCUGGACCUGUCAACUUGUGUCUUGGGAGAGAAAAUCAGUAUGCCAAUAUGCAUUGCAGCCACUGCCAUGCAGUGCAUGGCUCAUGCAGAUGGGGAAAUUGCAACUGCUAGAGCCUGUAGGUCAGCAGGAACAGGGAUGAUGUUGAGUUCUUGGUCCACAACAUCUAUAGAAGAAGUUGCUCACGCAGCUCCAAAGACAAUUCUCUGGCUGCAGCUCUAUAUUUAUAAGGACCGUGAGGUCACAAGAUCUUUAGUGCAUCGGGCCGAAAAAGCUGGCUAUAAAGGCAUUUUUGUGACUGUGGACACCCCGUAUCUUGGAAAACGCUUAGAUGAUGUACGCAACAAGUUUCGUCUGUCUCCACAUCUCAGAAUGAAAAAUUUUGAAACCAAUGAUCUGGCAUUUUCAUCUGAGAAGGGUUAUGGUGAAAACAGUGGCCUGUCUGUUUAUGUCGCAGAGGCAAUAGAUCCAUCAAUCAACUGGGAUGAUUUAAAAUGGCUCAGAGGCCUGACUUCACUGCCCAUUGUUGCUAAAGGAAUCCUCCGAGCUGAUGAUGCUAGAGAAGCAGUAAAGCUUGGCGUCAAUGGGAUUCUGGUAUCCAAUCAUGGCGCACGUCAACUGGAUGGUGUUCCAGCUACUAUUGAGGUCCUGCCUGAAAUAAUAGAUGCGGUGGAAGGGAAGACUGAGGUAUUUCUAGAUGGUGGAAUAAGAAAAGGCACAGAUGUUCUCAAGGCCCUGGCUCUUGGGGCCAAAGCGGUGUUUGUAGGAAGGCCUGUAAUCUGGGGUCUUGCAUACCAGGGCGAAGAUGGUGUGAAGGAAGUUCUUCAAAUACUGAAAGAAGAAUUCAAAUUAGCAAUGGCGCUCUCUGGUUGUCCAAAUGUAGAAGCAAUCGACAGAACAUUAGUCCGGAGAGUUCAGUGGGAAGCUUCCAAGAUGUAGCUGCAUCUGUUGUUUGAACCCCAUCUUGUUGCAUAUUUCUUGUUGCUUGUCAAGAAUUUGGAAUUAAAAAUAAAUGAAAGCUUCCAGGACAAGAUCUAGUUGAAACUACCAAAGCUGUUUCUUCUGAAAAUAUGUCAAAUAUAUCUUUUU